AUGAAAUCUUAUCAACACCUUCACCUUUUAAUCAUAUUGGUGUUGAUGAUGUUCAUCAAUAGAGCUACCUCUCAACAACUACAGAUACCACUUCUCGAAGAACAAUCUAUACGAUAUCUACUUGAACAAUAUUAUAGCGAUUUACCUUUAGAUCAAAACGGAUUUUGUAAUAACCAAAGCAUUCCAUCUCAAAAAGUAACAUGUGAACUUGUCGAUCAAGAGUAUCACGUCACAUCAUUACCAUUGAGAAUAGUCGAUCCGUCAAUUAACCUUCUCUUCUUGAUGAGUAAUAUGACGAGUCUACAAACACUUGUUCUUCAAGAUGAAAAGACUGUCACCAUAUUUCCACCAAUACUGUCAAUGGCAUUCCCAAACCUAACAGAAAUCUCCUUUUUUGAUUUACCUAUAAACAUAUCUUGGCCAUUCUGUUCUGCUUGCCCAAAACUUCGUAGAAUAUCUUUACAUAGUCAAACAUCCACUAUUCUAAUCAACUCUAGUUGGAGAAUGCCAUUGGUCGAAGAUUUGUCUUUAUCAUUCAGAUUAAAUGAUCCCAUUGUCGGUGUAGAAUUUCAACAAUCUUCAUUCCCAUCGCUAAAUUUAUUACAAUUCACUUUCAAACAGACUACACAAACUGAAUUGUCAAUGCUUGUCAAUAGUUCAUCAUUGACAAAUUUUUACUUGGAUUCAUCGUUGACAGUGUUACCAACACUUUAUCCUCUACCACCUAAUCUUUCAAUAUUAUAUAUUUCCAACAAUGAUCAAUUGUAUCAAUUUCCUUGGUCAAUUCUUACCAACCGUACAAUUAAUAUAUAUUUCAAAAAUAACACCAAUCUAGUUGAUAAAACUAUUCCAGAUACUACAUGUUCAAACAAGUUUAUCGAAUUAUAUAAUGUAACAGCAAUUCCUGAUUGUUUUUGGUGUUAUAGUAAUGAUACCUCUAUUAUAAAAACCUCUUUAACUAUACCUUCUGAAUUUACUUGUCCAAUGACUAUUGAUUCAAGAGAAUUAUAUUUAAUUAGAGGAAGUGGAUUGUUACAAGGUUCAAAUAUUGGAUGGGGUCUUGUUAGCACACCCCAAUACAAAUUAGUUGCCAUUGUUCCAAAUCAAAAAUUACAAUUUUCAAUAACAACACCUCGAAUUGGACCUGCCGAGAAUAUCGACAUUACCUUUAACUCUAAAACACCAGCUUACACUUUUCCAUUUACAUUUAUUGAAUCUGGUAUCACCAUUGAUCGAUUGGAUGCACAUAGAAUCCAACCCUUACAAUUUGGAUUAAAUAUUACAUUUAAAUGGUUUAAUCCAUUCUUGAACCACACUGUAUGGAUAGGAAAUACAAUUGAAUGUAUCCCUGUAACAAAUACAUCAAAUUAUUUGUAUUGUUUGGCAAAUAAUGUUGGUGGAGGUAAUCAAACAGUAACCAUUAGAAAUAUCAACAAUAAUCAGUCAACUUCACUCCUUUUCCCUCCAUCCUAUCCAGUAGUUACAUCAGUCAGUACUUUGGAUCCCAAUGAAAUCAAGAAUUUAAGUUUAUUUGGUUACUAUGGUGAAAAUAAUCAAACUGGUGUCUCUGUCUACAUUAAUAAUACUAUAGAAUGUAUUGUCACAUCGAAAUCCAGACAAUUAAUCAAUUGUUCAUUAAUUAAUGUACCAAGUGAUGGAAUUGCCUCCAUUUCAGUCAUUGUGGACGCGUUACUAUUUAAUAGAACCGAUGCUAUCAACUUUAAAUCAAAUUCUAAUGGUCCACCAGGAGGAAACCAAAAAGAUCAAUGUAUUCAAGAUACAAAGAAUUGUUAUGGAAAUGGUCAAUGUGAAGAUUAUGGAAUUUGUGUUUGUAAUCAAGGUUAUGAUUCAUCUGAUAAUUGUAGAACUCAAUUUGUACUAAUUAAACCAAAUAUAAAUAAUACAAAACCAAUAGCAUCAUUUGAUAUGGAUGGAAUUGAUUUUGAUUUUGAAAUGAUUUCAAUUCAAGAAUUGGAUUUGGAAGAAGUUGUAUUAAAAGAAAUACCAACGGUUGAUUGGACAUCAACUAUUAUUGAAAAUACAACAACACUGACUAGUGUAUAUUAUCAAUUAAAUACAACAUCUAGUUCUUUGAUAGAUUCACCACCAUUGGUUAGUGCCAACAUAUCAUUUUCAACAAAUGCAAGAUCAAUCAUGUUUGGUCCACAAGAAUUGACAAUCAACCCAAAUUCCAUUAAAUUGGCAGUAAAUAUUUCAUCGUGGGCAUUCAAAAGUAAUCUUUCCUAUUUAAGAGUGGUAUUUAAAACAAAAAUCAAUAACAAGCAAUCGUACACUUUUGACUGUGAAGAACAUUCAAUUGAUUCUCUGUCAUUUGAUCAAUUUGGAGCUACCAUUCAAUACCUCAGGAUCAUUAAAGAAGGUGUUCAAUUUAAUGGUAGGUUUAUCGAUUAUUCGCUGGCAGAUGGCAGACCAACUUAUUCAAAGACUCAAUUGGUAUCAAUGACACCAUCCGAAACUGAUGAUGACACGUCUAUUGUAUUGAUUGGUAUCACGUUGGCUCAAUGCCAAUCAUGUAUUCUCGAUCCAGAUUUUACACCACUCCUAUCUGCUAGCUCUUCUGGAGGUGACUGCAAUCCUGAACAAAAAUGGAAAAUUAUUGUUGGGGUUGUAGUUGGUGUCAUUGGAGGUGCUGCUGUUGCAUUUGUAUUGGUUGUUAGUGCUAAAAGGGCUAGAUUGUUUUAUAUUAGAACUAGACCAUCCUCAAUUAGAAUGAAACCAACAAAUUAA
Cavenderia fasciculata is the source of this 2748-nucleotide messenger RNA. RefSeq lists its product as uncharacterized. The record is from RefSeq and is a predicted model, not a curated record. NCBI's taxonomy places the organism in Eukaryota, Evosea, Eumycetozoa, Acytosteliales, Cavenderiaceae. The coding region runs from base 1 to 2748 and encodes 915 amino acids. The transcript is spliced from 7 exons.